CGAUAAUGCCGAAUAGGUGCUGCAUUGCAAAUUGCAAAAAUACUAAGGAAGACGGGUAUCAUUUAUUUCAUUUUCCGAUAAAGCGUCCAGACGUUUUGCGAAUGUGGAUUAAUGCAAUCGGAAGAGAUUUUAUACCUACAAAAAGCCACAUAAUCUGUAGUGCUCAUUUUGUAGCUACAGAUAUCAUGGAAAAAGCUAACGCAAGCAGUGUCCUUUUAAAAAAUCUGGCUGUGCCAUCGAUAUUUAUGAGGGCUCCUGCUUAUGAUGGCUACUCCUGUGAUGGAAUAUGUCACUACUCCAGUUCCUACAUCUGCUGUGACUACAAUGCAAUGCAAUGUGUCUACAAUUGUAAGGACGAGUUUGAAAACGAAAGAAGAUAACACAACAGUUCUUGCUUCAAUUUCAUCAUUGAGAAUGCAACCUACAAGUGUUACUGGUGGUGGUACUGCGAAACUACCCAAGCAAAAGCUGAGAACAGUUAUAAGCAGUUCACUUUUACGUAAGAAGAAGCAGGAAAUGAGCCUACAGGAAAAGCACAUGAUGAGAAUAAUUAAAACAAUGAAGCAGAAGCUCAAGAGAAAAGAAAAAAAAAAUAAAUUUGUUAGAGAAUCUAUUAAAAACUCUACGAUAUAAGUAACAAUUAUCCAGCAAAAAAGAAAUAACACAGUUAUAUAACUGUUACUUAUAAUUUCCCAUUCAACAAUAUAAGUGCAAUAUGAUAUGUGUUAGGCAACGGAUAUAUUGUUAAAUGAGACAUCAUAACCAACAGUAUAACCAACAGUAUUACUUUGUGUUUUGUGCUGUUUGUGUGCUGGGUAUAAUGUAUAUAUAGCUUUAUGCAGAUAAGGAGAAAUAUGAAAAUAUUGAGAAAUAUCCAUAUUGUAAUAACGUUAAAAAAAACAAACUUGAAGACAACUUAGGGUAAAGGGCACAACUUGAAUGUGUGGUACCGAAAAAACUCGCAUUCAGUGUGCACUAGUGCAAGCAUCCGAGUUUGUUAUUAAUACACCAGUUCAGCAGUGCAGCCAAAAAAAAUAGGCUAAGAACAGACGAUAGUUUAGCAUUUAAUGUAGAAAACCUCAAAUAAUCAACGAUGGUUAUCAAAGAGCAUAUUCGAAACGCAAUGCAUCUCGUAUUUCAUUCAACAAAAACGCUUCUGAAGCAGCCAAAAUAAUUUAUGCAGCUUAUGGUAAAAAUGCUGUGACCGACCGCACGUGCCAAAAUUGAUUUGAACGUUUUCGAAGUGGUAAUUUUGAUCUUUACGACCAAUCACGUACCGAUCGGCUAAAAAAGUUUAAAAACGGAAUUGCAAAAUCUACUGUAUGAAAAUACA
Molecule: messenger RNA, 1333 nt
Organism: Harpegnathos saltator (Jerdon's jumping ant)
Lineage: Eukaryota; Metazoa; Arthropoda; Insecta; Hymenoptera; Formicidae
Product: THAP domain-containing protein 1
Exons: 2
Coding region: 6-380 (124 amino acids)
Molecular function (GO): sequence-specific DNA binding
Source: RefSeq, a predicted model, not a curated record